AUGGGCGUAGUAGGGCUGUGGAGCGUCUUGGAAAAGAAAAAGUUCGAGCCUGGUAUCGCGAUAGCAGACUACAGCAAGCUAAAGGUUACAUAUCACCUGGAUCUGUUCGCCUGUCUCUUUGUGCAAAUUCGGUCGGCCUUUUGCACAUACGAAGACACAGAGAAGGCGCAUGAAGCCAUCCAGCGAGCACUACUGAGGCUCUUCCCCGGUCUAAACAACAUUACCAUCUAUCUGGAUGGGCGUCAAGCCUUAGAGGAGAGGGCGACUCACCUCAAGCGUCUAAAGAUUGCCAAAGAUGCUUUGUUGAAAGCAAGAGAGUCCUACUCGUCCAUCGAGAAACACAUCGGCAGCAGGCAGGACAAGUGGCCAUCCAAACAGAAGGAGGGCCUUUCAAAAGACAAUGACUUUGACCUACGAGGGCAGGCAGGAGUUGCAACAAUUCCUAGUUUCCAAGGGUUGGAGGGUGACAUUAUUGUUUCAGGAGACAGCGACAUGUUGAUCUAUCCAACUGUGGAAACUGUCUGGAGACCCAUCUCUCGGGGCCGGUUCUUGGUCUACAAUCUUUUCGAAGUUGGCAAGUACUUGGAAAUUGGACGCUCUGGACUCACGGUGCUCGGUAUCGUGUCCAACAAUGACUACAGCAAGAAUAUCUUUGGUCUUGGAGCCAUAUCGAACCUGGCAGUAAUAAGGGACAUUCCUUGGUCUUGUAAGGAUGAAUGCCACGUCUAG
Molecule: messenger RNA, 729 nt
Organism: Gamsiella multidivaricata
Lineage: Eukaryota; Fungi; Mortierellomycota; Mortierellomycetes; Mortierellales; Mortierellaceae
Exons: 2
Coding region: 1-729 (242 amino acids)
Source: RefSeq, a predicted model, not a curated record